Neoarthrinium moseri is the source of this 2709-nucleotide messenger RNA. RefSeq lists its product as uncharacterized. The record is from RefSeq and is a predicted model, not a curated record. Gene Ontology annotation, molecular function: metalloaminopeptidase activity; peptide binding; zinc ion binding. Gene Ontology annotation, cellular component: cytoplasm. The transcript has 4 exons. Gene Ontology annotation, biological process: proteolysis; peptide catabolic process. Lineage: Eukaryota; Fungi; Ascomycota; Sordariomycetes; Amphisphaeriales; Apiosporaceae. The coding region runs from base 1 to 2709 and encodes 902 amino acids.
AUGCGUGAGGCUGUUGCUAGAGCGGCUGCCGUAGCCCCGCCUUUUCGACUUCCAGACUCGGUCAGGCCUCUCCAUUAUACCAUUGAGGUUGAGCCGGAUGUGGCCAAGAACGAAAUCCAUGGGAAAGCGGUCAUACAAGUUGCCAUCUGGAAGGCUACUAGGCAUAUUGUCCUACAUGCUCUUCGCCUCCAAGUAACCCAUGCUGCAGUCAAUCCCGCGGAAGGCGCAGCUGCGGUCAUAGCCAUACAUAACCAGCCUGAAAAUGAAACUAUUUACCUUGAGCUAGAUACGACACUCCCCACGAAUUCUCUGGCUACCGUUACGAUGAAAUAUGUCGGAGAAAUGUCACCGCCAGGAUCAAUGAGCGGUCUAUGCCCGACGCCCUAUCAGGGGCCUGGCGGUGCAGUCAAGUUUGGGUUUGAGACCAUGAUGGAACCAAUCUCAGCUCGGUCAGUGUUCCCAUGCUGGGAUGAGCCAGAAAUCAAAGCACAUUUCACAGUCUGUAUUGUGGCAGAUGUCGACCUCACCUGUCUCAGCAACAUGGAGCUUGAUUCUGAGAGACUAAUCAAGCGCACCCAAGGAGAACCGAAGAAGAGAGCAAUUUUCAAAGCCUCACCUCUGAUGUCGACAUACUUGGUGGUCAUGAUUGCUGGACACCUCAAUGUUCUACAGAGUAAUGACUUUCGCAUCCCCAUUCGGGUGUGGGCUCCGCUGGACAGAAAGAUCGAAAAUGGCGCCUAUGCGUUGGACAUUGCUGUAAAAGCCAUGAAGACACACGAGAGUAAUUAUGGGCUUGAGUAUCCGUUGGCGAAACUUGAUAUGGUUGCUAUUCCAGGGCAUACAGGUGGUAUGGAGCAUUGGGGUUGUGUGUCAUACGAAGAAAGAGGUCUGCUCCUAGAUGACAGUCCAUCAGAAGCCGACAAGAUGCGCCUUGCAUUUCUCGUUACCCAUGAGCUUGCACAUCAAUGGUUUGGCAAUAUCGUAACAAUGAGGUGGUGGGACUCCAUCUGGCUUAACGAAGCAUUUGCCGAUUGGGCAACGGUCAAUGCUCUCUCACAGAUGAUCCCCAAUUUUGACAGUCGGGCGAGCUUUUUGGCUAGUCCCGACGAUGGAGGCAGAGCUGGCUUUCAGGACGCGCUCGAGCUGGACUCUAGCAUGGGGAGUCAUGCUAUUCAAGACCCAAGACUUUCACCAGCUGCGGCGUUCGAUUCCAUCGCGUACUUGAAAGGCUGCAGUAUCCUCCGGAUGGUGGCUGAAGACCUUGGCGUUGAUAUCUUUCUGAAAGGCAUCCAACGCUAUUUACACAAGCACAUAUAUCUCACUGCAACCACGGAAGACUUAUGGAUUGCACUUAGCGAAAUCAGCGGUAAAGACGUCGCAGAACUAAUGGCAACCUGGACGCAGACCGUUGGAUAUCCGCUGCUGACAGUCAAUGAACUUCGCCCAGCUGGGAAAGUCGCAAUUAACCAGUCGAGGUUUCUACAAAAUGGUGAUACAGAUUUUGGAGUAGGGCCAUAUCCACUUACGGUCCAAAUCCGAGGUCCAAAUGGCAUUGAAAAACACACCAUGAGGGGACAGGAAAUGGUAGUACCGGUGAAUCUUUUCAGCUAUAAGCUCAACGCAAAUUUGGUCGGCUUCUACCGAGUUUCAUACCCGUUGUCACGCAUUCACAAGUUUGCGGUGCAGUUUGCUGGCAACACACUUUCCUCGGAGGACAAGGUUGGUAUCAUUUCGGAUCUAGGUGCACUCGUUUUGACUGGGUCUGCCGACCGAAGAUGCAGGGUUUCUCAUUUCUUGGACUUUCUUCUCACUGUUAAGGAUACCACAUCAAACUUAUACGUCUGGCGAGAGAUUCUGGGCCAGUUUCGGAGAGUAGAAGCUGCCUUUAUGUUUGAAAACAAGGAGAUCGUUGACACGCUCAAGUUAGUCAGAUCUAAAUUGUUGAACGACCUGGUCGAGAAGGGAUAUCUGGAUUUCAGCCCAGAUGAUACAACGGAAGAUAUCCUACUCAGAACGCUGCUAUUUGCAGAGCUCAGGAACCAUUACUUGGUGCAGGAGAGAUCCUGUGUGGCCUGGAAAAGAUUCAUUAACGGCGAACAGGAAGCGCUGAACCCAAACCUUAGAAAGGCAAUUUUCAAGACUGUGGUGGCCCUUGACAAUUCAAAGGAUACUUGGGAUAAACUAAAGUCAAUUGCCUUGGAGAGAUCGUACAUCAGGGCUGAGGAUCCAGUCACACCGCUAGAAGCCCUGUCUGCCCUCGGCAGUUCACCAGAUCCUGAGUUGAUCGCUCGCGCCCUGCAGCUCAUUACUCCAAGCUCGUCGACUUAUUUGGGCAUCUCGGACCUGGAAGAAUUGGUGCUGUCGAAGAAUCCCGUGCCAUUUGUCAUGAACUGGGCAUUACGUCAAAGCAUUCUGAAGUCUCUCUCGGAACACCCAGGCGGUGCUAUAGCAUCCUGGAAUUGGCUGAUGAACAACUGGAACAUCCUAGUCGACAAACGCAGGAAAGAUUCAGUAAAUGGUUUUGGUUUCAUCACUACGGUGUUGGGCGGGCUUGCCACAUCAGAGCACUUGGCGCAAGUAGAAAAUUUCUUCUCAGAUAGGGUAGACGAGUCGUUCGAUCUGGUUCUGGCACAAGCCAUUGACAAGAUUCGUGCCCGGUGCCGCUUCAUCGCGGCUGACCGUGCAAACCUUCUCAAGUUUGCGAGCUGA